ACUUUGUAUAUAUUUCUGUUAGUCAUGAAUUUGAAACCUUUCUCAACUAAAUCCUAGUUAUAACAUGAAAAUCCCUAUAAAGGGACUCAGGUCCAAGAUCCUCUUUCAGUUUUGAAUUUGAACUUUUGUACAUAUCAUUUACCCAUUAAACCAAAUAAAAUCCGUUCCUUUGUUCCUUCUGUUUCAUGGUGAUUGGAUUACCCCUGCGAAACCAUUUGUUUGGCAUUUUCCUUUCCCUUGUGUCUGCACGCUUGCUUUAUCAGUAAAACACCAUCAUUUCCCAUUUUCCAAUCAAGAAAUACCAACAACUCAUUUGGGCUGCUGACUCUCUUACAAAAUCCUUCGUUCGAUCAACUCAUUGGUUUCUCUCUCAUCUAUUUUCCAUGUCAGAGAGCUGCAACUCUCGCCACUUCUCGUGGCUAAUGAAAUCCUGUUUCCCCAACCCAAAUCACAAAUCUUUGAUAAUAACACCCCAACACCUUCACCCCGCUGUUUCUCUCACUCUCUCUUCCCUACCUGAUGACCUGCUUUUAGAAUGUCUUUCCAGGGUUCCUUCCUCUUCCCUCCCUUCCCUUUCUUUAGUCUGCCGCCGCUGGUUCUACCUCCUCCUCUCCCCUUCCUUCCUUCUCCUCCGCCGUCAGCUCCACCUCCUCUACCCUUCCGUCUUCGCCUUCUCCGCCACUGACUCCGGUGUCUUUGCUGCCACCCUCUCUUUUUCAUCACCUGACCACGGCCCUACUUGGAAACUGUCUUUAUGUCUUCCAAUGAACACUCCUUCACAUCACGGCAUCCCGAGGCUUGUUUCUAUAGGACCAAGAGUUUACAUCAUUGGUAGAAAUUCCAUGCUUAGAUACAACGCUUGGACUCAGCACGUUAUUGCUAAAUCCCCAGUACUUUUCCCUCGCAAAAAGUUCGCCUCCGCCGUCGUUUUCAAUAAAAUUUACGUAGCUGGUGGCGGUGGUUCUAAAGCUACCUCAGCCGUGGAGGAAUACGACCCAGAAACUGACACGUGGCGCGUGGUGUCUCACUCGCAGAGACGGCGUUAUGGGUGCAUAGGUGCAGCAGUGGAUGGCAUCUUUUACGUGAUUGGUGGGUUGAAGAUCGGUGGCGCGUGUGGAAACGGAGGUGGUGGGGUGGAAGCCCACGUGUAUGCAAGUUCAAUGGAUUUGUAUGAUGUGGAGGCGCGUGUGUGGUUGCGGAGCAGGGCGGUACCAGGAGGCGGCUGUGUUGUGGCAGCGUGCGCCGUAGCCGGAUACAUAUAUGUUCUAGCAAGCCACGCGGUGGAACUCUCUUUUUGGCGGUUCGACGCGCGGAGAAAAUAUGACGGCAGCGGUGGCGGCGAAGGGUUUGGAGAGUGGUGUAGAAUGAAAAGUCCGCCAAUGCCAACUCAAAUAAGACUAGACGGAACAGUAAGAUUCUGUUGCGUUGGGGUUGAGGAUAAAGUGAUUUUGGUACAAGUUGUCGGAUGCAUAGAUGACUUGUUGAGAAGAAGCGGAAGAAGCCAAAGAGGACUAAAAGAAGGGCUUGUUUUGGUGUAUGAUAGCGUCGGUGGCGAGUGGAGUCGAGCGGCGGAUCUACCGGAGGUUAUACGACGCGCCGCCUGUGUGAGUGUGGAGUGCUAAUUGGCACAAUUGCUGCUAACUUGUGCCAUUCGAUAGCCUUUUGGUGGUUUGUGUUGUGUAGCAUGAGAAGCAGACAAAAUGAUCGUGUGUAACAUGGA
This is a messenger RNA of Theobroma cacao (cacao), 1720 nucleotides long. RefSeq names its product Galactose oxidase/kelch repeat superfamily protein. Gene Ontology annotation, molecular function: protein binding. The record is from RefSeq and is a predicted model, not a curated record. NCBI's taxonomy places the organism in Eukaryota, Viridiplantae, Streptophyta, Magnoliopsida, Malvales, Malvaceae.